Messenger RNA from Argentina anserina (silverweed cinquefoil), 1019 nucleotides. RefSeq names its product E3 ubiquitin-protein ligase At1g12760-like. The record is from RefSeq and is a predicted model, not a curated record. The transcript has a single exon. The coding region runs from base 231 to 1019 and encodes 262 amino acids. Lineage: Eukaryota; Viridiplantae; Streptophyta; Magnoliopsida; Rosales; Rosaceae.
CGAAAAUUCACUCAUCAAAUUAAAUCGGCUACUUCAGCUUCAAUCUGGUUUGUUCAGUUAUCUACCUCUCUUGGUACGACAUGAUUUGUGUCGGUUGAUUCAUCUCGAUGGUGUUCGUAGGACGAGUGAAAUUUAGUUGGCACGUUUAAAGAGGGAACAUAACGUUGGGAAUUUUUUCUUCUUCUGAGUUCUAUGCUUUCCUUACUGUCCCUGUGUGUUGGUAGACUUAGAUGGCCGUUGGCUCAUUGAAGUUACAACUUGAAAGUCAAACUAAUACGAUCACUUUGAUAAUUGAGCAAUCUCGACCAGAAACUAUUAACAACAACGAGCAUAUUGUUGACAUAGCUGGGAGUGGGGAUGCCUCCUCAUCUAGCAAGCCUCAUGGUAGAUCUUUAAAGAGCUUAAAUGCCACACAGGAAGACAGACCUUCAAGUACUGCACGAGCACCUGUAUUACAACCUUCGAUCUUUUCUUCUAAUGGAUCAAACUCUAGAAACACUUCAGCAACAAGGAGAGGAGAUACUCGUCGUCGCAGAAGUCCAUUGAAUUCUGGUAUAUGGAUAUCUAUUGAACUGGUUCUUACUGUGAGCCAAAUCAUUACAUCUAUUGUUGUUCUGUCUUUGUCAAGGAAUGAGCAUCCAUGUACUCCAUUGAUUGCAUGGAUUGUUGGUUAUGCAUCUGGAUGUGUUGCUACUCUUCCUCUUCUAUAUUGGCGCUAUCGUCACCGCAACCAAGCCUCAGAGAAAGAUUCAGCUCAAGCCCGUCAGAAUUCUCAGCUAUCAGCAAGACCAUUUUCACUCUCUCUAUCUAGGGCUUCAGAAGGAGAAGAUCUUCGGAAUGCCACUUCAAACCACAGAAGCAAUCCAAGUUCGGCAGUACUAAGCAGAAGAAUAAAAAUACUUGUGGAAUACUUCAAGAUGGCAUUGGAUUGUUUCUUUGCGGUUUGGUUCGUGGUUGGCAAUGUGUGGAUAUUUGGAGGACACUCAUUUGCAAAUGACGCUCCUAACUUGUAUAGGUAA